UGUAAGCAGUCGUGUUUAGAAACACACGACUUUUUGUUGAAGACUUUUACAACUAAAAAAAAUGUCAAAAGAAAAUGAAAACCGUAAGCAGCUUCGUUUCCGUUCUCCCAAGUCCCAACUAACAGCUCAUUCCUACUUCCUGCCGAGAACUUAGAAACCUCAUAAACAAACUCCAAAACAGCUUCUCGCUGCUGCGCAUCGCCCCUUCCAUCGAUACCUGCCGGUUACAUAUAUAACAUGCCAGAGCCAGUUGAGGCUUUUGAGAAAAAACAUUUCGAUAGUGGGAUCCCAGUCAAAGAAGAUAGUGAGUAUGUGAGGCUAUUUGUAAAUGAUGAAGCAACAAUUAGCGAAUCAUAUGUUUUCCAAUCACCUCUUGAAAGCAGAAAAAGAGAUCUGAAAUGGUGGACCAAGGCAUUUAUGUGGUGCAUUAUAUGUAUACUGAUUCUCUUGAUCUUCGUAAAGUGGGGAGUUCCUUUUCUCUUUGAGAAGGUACUGAUUCCCAUCUUACAAUGGGAAGCCACCGCAUUUGGCCGUCCAGUGUUAGCACUCAUCCUUGUUGCUUCAUUGGCAUUAUUUCCAGUGUUUCUGGUCCCCUCUGGACCAUCAAUGUGGCUAGCUGGAAUGAUCUUUGGAUAUGGCCUUGGCUUUGUCUUAAUCAUGUUUGGAACAACCAUCGGAAUGCUCCUUCCUUACUUGAUUGGUUUGCUCUUCCGAGACCGGAUCCAUAAAUGGCUGAAAAAAUGGCCACAACAAGCUGAUGUUAUCAGAUUGGCGGGAGAGGGGAGUUCAUUUCACCAGUUUCAAGUGGUUACACUGUUUCGGAUUUCACCGUUUCCAUAUACCAUCUUUAAUUAUGCUGUAGUGGUAACAAGCAUGAGAUUCUGGCCAUAUUUGUUGGGAUCAAUUUCAGGAAUGAUUCCUGAAGCUUUCCUCUACAUCUAUAGUGGCAGGCUUAUAAGGACAUUUGCUGAUGUCCAAUAUGGGAAUCAUCAUCUAACUCCUGUGGAGAUCAUAGCGAAUGUUAUUUCACUCAUUGUUGCAAUAAUCACUACGGUUGUUUUUACUGUAUACGCAAAGAAAAAACUAAAUGAACAGGCAGCAAUUGGCACCCAAGAUUCCAUCUCUGGACGUGAUAAAUUUGAGAUGGAGAGACUCCCCCCUGAAAAACCUAAGCAAAGUCAUACCCCAUCCUUGUAGUUGUAUUUAGAGCCUGACUUUAUUUAGAUGACUGCUGUAUAUAAUCUUGGGGCUUUUGUAAGAUUACUCUUUCAUAGCCCCCUCUCUGUAAUGUGAACAAUGAUAAAUAACAAAUGGAAGGCGAUUAUUACAUAAGAAGAGUAUCCCUGUAAGACUGCAACUCACAUUAAGAAGUGAUUGUUAUUUUUUCCUACCAUUAACAAUUAUAAGAUGAAUAUCAUUCACUUUGGUGCUCAGACGACA
Molecule: messenger RNA, 1440 nt
Organism: Cuscuta europaea
Lineage: Eukaryota; Viridiplantae; Streptophyta; Magnoliopsida; Solanales; Convolvulaceae
Source: the annotation of a GenBank genome assembly